CCGGCUCCAGGGCAAAGUCCGGAGCCGCCGCCUGCCGCUCGGGAACCCGGGCCUGGGCACGGAGAUGCUGCGUGGUGGGGCUGCUCGGCAGGACGGGAGCCAGCCGCACGGUCCGUGCCCGCCCGGGGAGCCGAAGCGGCAGAGCUCUAGGGGAGGACGGCGGGGGGUGCCCGGGCGGGCCCGGGCUAAGGGGAUCCGGGCUCAGCGCCCCGCGUCGGGCAGCCGCUGGAGCCCGGCCCUUUGCCCGCUUCUAGCUGGGACCCGGAUAACCCUACCCUGCCCCGCACCAAUUAGCGCACGUCAACUACCGGCUGCUGAGGCGGCCGCUGUACAGAGACGUCUGCCCCAGUGCUGUGUGCGCUCCCCAGGGGCUGAGCGCAGCCUCUGCCCGUGUCCCGUCCAGGCUCUGCCCCGGGGGCGAGCAUAUCGUGUAGCGGUCACAUCUCCCUCAUUAACAGCCGGGACAAAGUGGGCCCAGCCCUCGCUUACUGGGUUAACUAAUAGCGUUGUAUAAGUUUACUUCAGUGCUAUUUCCCCCCACCCCCUUUAGUGAUGCUUAAACUUGAGUUCAUUAAUUGGAAAUGUUUCUAAUUUCCUCUUAAUGAUGCUGUGGUAUAUACAGUGAGCAGUAUUUAAUCUAUUCUUUGGGAUAGUAAAACAUUGAUCUUUUGUAUGUUCUCUGGAUGUCAUUCAGUGCAUAGUAGCGAACCACGGUGGGUGAGUUAUCUUUUAUUGGAUCAACUUCUGUUCAUGAGAGAGACAUACAUAUGGUAGUGACAUGGUAUUUGUUAAUAGUAAUUGCUUAUAAGUAAUAACAAGAUGUCUUAAUAUGCCAUCCUUGGAACUAAACUCCCUAUCUUUGAUUUAAGUAGUCUGCAUCUAUUGGUCUGAUAGACUAUUGCAAAACCCAUUUAUUUUUGUGGUCUUUUAGAAAUGGGAGAGUACUGUGAGGGGUUUUUUGUGAAGGGUGAUGGUGGAGGAUGCAGGUAUGAUGCAGUAUUUAUUUCCCUUCUGUCUGGUUAAUUUUAGUUGUCUUAUUAAAAAAAAAGCUUACAAAAUUGCAGUGAUAAAAGUUCUCUUGACUGUAGGCUGCUUCUCUGGCUGCAUUGAGAGCUAUGUAAAUUAGACAGUUAGUUUAGGGGGAAGUGUUGUAUUAAGAUUGUGAAGUGUGGAGCAGUAGGAGCCCUGUGAGAUUUCUGGCUUACUCAGCUAAAAUUUCUCUAGGGCAAGCUUACUGAAUGGGCAGGUCUGCCACCAUUUGUAAGGUUAGUUGGAGUGUUUUGGUCUCCUGAAGAAAAUUAGUGCCACCACUGGAACUAAUUUGGGAGUAGUACCUCUGGUUUCUAUCUUGUUUACAACUGACUCCCUGCUCAAGAAUUUGAGGAAGGGAGGGAAAAUCCCUUGCUAUUUCCAUGCGCACCCUACUCAAGACAAAUCAGUUUAAACCUAAGAGUUGUAUUUUAAAAACAACCUAAUAUGAAUCAAUUUUCCCAUUAAUUAUACUAAAAAACAAAUCAAUUAGAAAAAUAUUCCACUGCAGGAUAUUGAACCCAAACAGAGCAUUGUGAUAGUGCAUGAAUAGUAGAAAGAAACUAGCCAGAUAGCAAAGAGAAAUUAAACUGAUCUCUCUGCUUUCAUAGCCCAAGCCGAUAGUUCAUUUGCAAUGACAGGGUUGGGUCCUACCAUUGGGUUUCCCACUGAUUUCAAUGGGAUUGCACAAAGCACUAGGGCUCCAUGUUUAAGCAAGUAAAUGGCUAACCUCACUUAAUUUUAAAAACUUAAAUUAAUCUAAAAUGCUACUGAUAACUUACUGUGGACUUAAGUUCCCCUCUCCCCCAUUUUUACAGCAAUCCUUGAUGUAAGAAGAAUAGAGCAGAUCUUCUCUGAAUGGCUGUAGUUUUGUAGAUUGUAGUUGUAUUUUACUUAGGAAUGGGAUCUCUUUUUUUUUAAAUAAAGAUUAAUUGUCAAAUGUUUAAUUUCAAAUGCAAGAAUUAACUAAUUUUAUUAGCUAUGGGCUACAUCCACAGAGGGAUUGAGGUGCCUUAUCACUUUAGGUGCUUAGGUCCAAAAUGUCCAUCCUCAAAAGACUUGCUCAGCUGCCAUCUAACCCUAAAGGCCCUUGUAUGCUUAAAUUUCUGCUGGUAAAAUCCUAAAUUUCUGCUGGUGGGUAUGCACAAAGCUGCCUCAGCAUCUAGCUUAUCCCUCAACCUCAGUGGGAUCCUUGAACUACAUGUUCCCCUGCUUGUCUUGCCUGUGGGACCCAAUUUGGUAGGCAUUCUUGGAGAACACCUAAUCACAAUAAAACACUGGCAAUAUAGUGUUCCAUUUAUACCCAGUAGUUAGAGCACUCACCCAAGAUGGAGGAGAUCCAGGUUCAAAUCUCCACUCUGCCUGAGUCAGAGCAGGGAUUUGAACUCAGGUCUCCUACCUCCUAGGUGAGUGCUGUUACCACUGGUGCCUAUCUCCAGGAGAGGGUUCAUGAUUGAGUCCUGCAGCCUCUGAGUUAGGUAUUUAAAUUCCUUGCCCGAGCACUUCCUACUGGCUAGUUUAGGCAGCUCCCUGCUCAGCUUGCUGGCUUUUCUGAAUUUCCAUUCUUAGGGCCUAGUUCUCCCCCAUAUGUUGCAUAGGGAGCGUGGACACCUAACUUAGGCUGUGGAUUCUACUGGGUGGCAAGUUGCCUAAAGUUAGGUGCUGCAAUGCUAAGCUCACAUCCCCUUUGUGGAUUUGUCCAUUUGCUUUUAAAUAUAGCCUUCACCAAUUUACUAAAAGAAUCCUAGUUUAUAGGCCUAGCUUCCCAUGUCUGUUUAGUAUCUAUAAAAUAGUAGUUGUCUUAAUUGUCAGUCUUGAAAUUCCACAAAAUCUGCUUUUUCCGUUAGGUAUUAUUGUGUAGGGCUUUUCUGCACUAGACACGUAUACUGUGGGUGAUCACCAUUAAUUUAUAUUUACAGCAGCUCCUGAGCCAUACUUAAGCAUGUGUGUGGUGCCGGUGUAUAAUAUACAUGUGUGUAUGAGAGUGGCUAAAGUAAUGACAUUUGUUGGCCUUCAUCACAUUAAUUUUGCAAAUGUUCUUUUCAUUUUUUCAUUUGCAAAUUUAACACCAUUAAUUUGAGCUUGAAUAGGGACUGGGAGUGGCUGACUCACUACAAAAGCAGCUUUGCCUCUCCUGGAAUUGACACCUCCUCAUCUAUUAUUGGGAGUGGACUACAUCCACCCUGAUUGAAUUGGCCCUGUCAACACGGAGAAAAAAGAAUGGAAAUCCUUCCAGAUGCAGCUUCUCUGGCAACAAAGCUGAAAAAUACUCUAAUCCAGUACCACAGCAUUGAAGAUGGUGAAUGGCGAAUUGCUAAGAAAACGAAAGAUGCAACUGUGUGGCGGAAGCCAUCAGAAGAAUUCAGUGGAUACCUCUACAAAGCUCAAGGAGUUGUGGAAGACAUUACCAACAGAGUAGUAGAUCAUAUUCGACCUGGACCUUAUAGACUAGAUUGGGACAGCUUAAUGACUACAAUGGACAUUGUUGAAAAGUUUGAAGAGAAUUGCUGUGUAAUGCGCUACACCACUGCUGGCCAGCUGUGGAACAUCAUUUCCCCAAGAGAGUUUGUUGACUUCUCUUACACAACUCCGUAUGAAGAGGGGCUUCUAACAUGUGGAAUAAGUCUAGACUAUGGAGAGGUGAGACCUAAUUUUGUCCGUGGAUUUAAUCACCCCUGUGGCUGGUUCUGUGUCCCGCUUAAGGAUCGUCCUGACCAAAGUCUUUUGACGGGCUUCAUCCAGACUGAACUGCGAGGGAUGCUUCCUCAGUCUGCAGUAGAUACUGCUAUGGCUAGUACCCUGGCAAACUUUUACUCUGACCUCAGAAAGGCACUGAAAACAAUCAACUAUUGACCUAGAUUUCCAUACAUGCCUUGCAAUCAUCUGUUCCUCCUUCCUGUAUUGUAUCAAAGCUUUGAUUAGGUUAGCAGGUGCUGUCUAGGGGGUAUGCAUACAUCCCUGGCUUAACAUGUGGGUUUGUGUUCCUUGCUGAGCUCUGAAAAUGUAUAAUGCACAGACUGAACAUACAAAAUCAUCUGCUUCCAAGGAAGAUAGCUCAGAAUUGGGGCUCAACCCUGGUAAAUAUCAAGUUAACUCAACUCUCACUGAAACAAGGGGAGUGGAAGAGUACUCAUUAUUUUGCAAGUUCAGACCAGCUGUGCUGCCAGCAUCUUACUGAAAAUAGAAUUUUAUAGUGUAUACCUUUUUAUUUUUAAGGAGCUCCUUUAAAAGAUUGAGAAAGAUACAGUCUGUAUGUGCAUGUUUCUAUUUUUUAUACAUUUUAGUUUAAUCCAAAAUGAGAUUUUAACAGUCUGUAUUAAGGCUCAGAGUGGAAUUCCCCAAAGGGAUAUUAAAUUGCAUAUUAUCACUUAAAAACUGAGCUAUUAUUUGAGAGCUAAAGAUUGACAUUAGCAAAUACCUGUUAUUGGCAUUUCCUAAAUAUUAGUCUUAUCUAUGAUUGGAACACUUCUUAAAUACAGUAGUUAUGUCAAGAUACUAAAUAUUUAGUAGGAAUGCAUUUAUAGCUGCUCAGAGCCUAUUGAAGUCAAUACGAGUCUUUCCAUUGUUUUUAUUAGUGAUGGAUCAGGCCCACAUUAAUCAAAGCACAAAACCCCAAGACAUCCAUCCAUUAUUCCUUCGUGCAACUUAGCUUUUAAAAGCAGAAAUGUAUUUAUGUAUCUACUGUAGAUUGGGUUUUAUUGGUUACUAUUGGAAACCCUAACCCAUUUUUUCCCCCACAGUUCAAUUUAAAAAAAAAAAACCACUCAGUAACAUUUUUAAUUCCUCCUCCGCCCCCUAUAUCUUUCUUUUGGAUUAUAUCAUAAAAUUUGAGGUUAAAUAUUACAUCUGGAUAUGGAAGGAGCUGAUAAAGGCAAUGUAACCGCUUACAGCUUUUCCCAUGUUAAAUGACCAAACAUUCUCUGAAUUGAAAAUUGGGUGUAACUAACCACAAUAAAAUGCUCUGCAAACAUGAAUAUUUUAUCUGUUUAAAAAAAGAAAAAAAAUGUAAAUCUCAAGAACCUGGGUAAGCAACAAGCAGAAACCCAAA
Molecule: messenger RNA, 5077 nt
Organism: Chrysemys picta bellii (western painted turtle)
Lineage: Eukaryota; Metazoa; Chordata; Testudines; Emydidae
Source: RefSeq, a predicted model, not a curated record